Mycosarcoma maydis (corn smut) is the source of this 1677-nucleotide messenger RNA. RefSeq names its product putative chaperonin-containing T-complex alpha subunit TCP1. The coding region runs from base 1 to 1677 and encodes 558 amino acids. Lineage: Eukaryota; Fungi; Basidiomycota; Ustilaginomycetes; Ustilaginales. Gene Ontology annotation, cellular component: chaperonin-containing T-complex. The record is from RefSeq and is a predicted model, not a curated record. The transcript has a single exon. Gene Ontology annotation, biological process: protein folding. Gene Ontology annotation, molecular function: ATP-dependent protein folding chaperone; ATP hydrolysis activity; ATP binding.
AUGGCGCAGCUCUUCCAAAAGGAUCCACGCAGCACAGGUCUUUUCAUAGGCGGCGAGCGUCUCUCUGGCGCUGAGAUCCGCAACCAGAACGUCCUAGCUGCUCAGUCGAUCGCCAACAUUGUCAAAUCUUCCCUCGGUCCCGUAGGACUCGACAAGAUGCUCGUCGAUGACAUCGGAGAUGUCACCAUCUCCAACGACGGCGCUACCAUCCUUUCGCUGCUCGAGGUCGACCAGCCAGCGGGACGCAUUCUGGUAGAAUUGGCACAGCAACAGGACAAGGAGGUCGGCGACGGCACCACUUCUGUCGUCAUCAUUGCCGCCGAGCUUUUGCGCAGAGCCAAUGAGCUGGUUAAGAACAAAAUUCACCCCACCACCAUCAUCACCGGCUACCGUCUCGCGUGUCGUGAGGCCUGCAAAUACCUCCAGGAUCAGCUUUCCACCAAGGUUGAAACACUCGGCAAGGACUCCCUCAUCAACGUAGCCAAGACGAGCAUGUCGAGCAAGAUCAUCGGUGCUGAUGACGACUUUUUCGCGCAACUCGCUGUUGACGCUAUGCUUGCCGUCAAGACGGUCAACCCACGUGGUGAAACAAAGUACCCUGUCAAGGCGGUCAACGUUCUCAAGGCGCACGGCAAGUCGGCCCGCGAGUCGCUCUUUGUCAACGGAUACGCGCUCAACUGCACUGUUGCCUCACAAGCCAUGAAGACGCGCAUUCGCAACGCCAAGAUUGCUUUACUCGACAUCAACCUCGUCAAACAGCGCAUGCACCUCGGCGUCCAUAUCACCAUCGACGAUCCGGAACAGCUCGAAAAAAUUCGUGCCCGAGAGAGCGAAAUUGUGCUCGAGCGGGUUCGUAAGAUCCUCGCCUCAGGCGCCAACGUCAUUCUCACCACCAAGGGAAUCGAUGACCUUUGUCUCAAGGAAUUUGUCGAAGCAGGAGCAAUGGCCGUACGACGAUGCCGCAAGGAAGACCUACGCAGGAUCGCCAAAGCGACUGGUGGACAGCUCGUGAGCAGCCUGAGCAACUUAGAAGGCGAAGAGACAUUUGAAGCCAGCAGCCUCGGAUCAGCCGAUGAGGUGGCUCAGGAGCGUAUCAGCGAUGACGAGCUCAUCCUCGUUCGCGGUACCAAGACUGUCAGCUCGAGCUCGAUCAUUCUGCGUGGUGCCAACGAUUACCUGCUGGACGAGAUGGAGCGUGCUCUUCACGAUAGCUUGUGCGUCGUCAAGCGCACCCUUGAAAGCGGAUCUGUCGUUCCAGGUGGAGGAGCAGUCGAAUCCGCGCUCAGCAUCUACCUGGAAAACUUUGCCACCACACUCGGAAGCAGAGAGCAGCUUGCUAUUGCCGAAUUCGCCCAAGCACUUUUGGUGAUCCCCAAGACGUUGGCUGUCAAUGCGGCCAAGGAUAGCACCGAUCUGGUGGCCAAAUUGCGUGCCUAUCAUAACGCGGCGCAGAACGCCAGCGCUGGUGACCCUAAGAAAUCGCUUCGAUUCUAUGGUCUCGAUCUGCUCAAUGGUCAGGUCAGGGACAACCUUAAAGCAGGCGUCUUGGAGCCAACGGUGAGCAAAGUCAGAAGUCUCAAGUCGGCCCUUGAAGCUGCGACCAGUCUGUUGCGUAUCGACGACGCGAUCACCAUUGCUCCUGAACAACCACCUGAGGAUCCCCAUGCCCACAUGUAA